Molecule: messenger RNA, 4879 nt
Organism: Physcomitrium patens
Lineage: Eukaryota; Viridiplantae; Streptophyta; Bryopsida; Funariales; Funariaceae
Molecular function (GO): protein binding
Source: RefSeq, a predicted model, not a curated record
AGGGGCAGAAGGGUCUCAUCAGUGAGCGAGUGAAUGAGGGAGGCUUCAUCGAUUUUGUGUUGUUGUUGCGAGCCUCGUUGCUCAUGUUCGUGAGCGUACAGUAGGCGACGAUCUCCAGAUCUUUGAGUGAAUACUCUCGCAUUGUGACUCGAGGUUGAAUCGGCCUCAAUCGCAAGUCGGUGCGAGCUCGGAGGUGGAAGAAAUCUUCAUCUGAAGUUUGUGAGUCCUGCUCGUCCAUACAGGGUUAGCCGGAUCGCAUUUCGUGGUUUCGUUGCUGGAUUGGGUAUUUCAGGUAUGUGAACAAGUGAAGGGAGGGAAAAAUGUUGAGGCUACGCGCCUUUCGCCCGACGCAGGACAAAGUGGUGAAACUGUUGCUGCAUCCGACGUACCCAUGGCUUGUCACAGCGGAUGCGAGCGAUAACGUUGUGGUGUGGGACUGGGAGCAUCGCCAGGUUGUGUACGAGGUAAAUGUGAAAGGGGUCGAUGAACGUCGUUUGGUUGGUGCACAGCUCCAGAAGCUCGCGGAAGGCGAAGCUGAGGCUAAAUCCAAAUCUGGUAUUGAGGCCAUUCGGGGAGGAAGUGUUAAGCACGUCACCUUCUAUGACGAUGAUGUUCGAUACUGGCAAGCAUCAAUGGCCCGCUCAGCCGCAGGAGAACUCUCUAUCACCGCUGGACAGCAAUAUCCAGCCAGUGGGGGAGGUCACAUGACGAUCAAAGGCCGACAUUUCUUGGUUGUGUGUUGCGAGAAUAAAGUCAUUUUUCUGGACUUAGUCAGCAUGCGUGCUCGUGAUGUCCCUAGAACCACAUUCGACAGCAAAUCUCCUCUUUGUGUAGCGUUUCUACCGCGAUCAGGAGUUGUAGAAGGCCCUAUUGCUGCAUUUGGCUGUUCAGAUGGGAUCAUCAGGGUGCUGUCAAUGACACUGUGGCAGCUUGUGCGACGAUAUAUUAGUGGUCACAAAGGCCCCGUUGCAUGCUUAUUGACGUUUCAGGCCUCAUCAGGCGAGACGAUGUUGAUCUCUGGAGGUAAUGAUGGGACGUUGAGUUUAUGGAAUGUAGAUGGUCCCCAAGCAACAAAGGAGCUUACACCCAAGCUCUCAGUCAAGGUUGCUCAUGAUGGAGGGGUUUAUGCAUUAGAGCUUGCAAGGGUGCGGGAUGGUCCUCCACAACUUGUUAGCAUUGGAGCUGACAAAACCCUAGCAAUCUGGGAUACACAAUCCUUUAAGGAAUUGAGGCGUAUUAAGCCAGUUUCGAAAAUGUCUUGUCAAAGUGUAGCAUCUUGGUGUCAUCCUCGCGUUCCAAAUUUAGAUCUUCUUGUUUGUGUUAAAGAUCCUCAUAUAUGGGCAAUCGAGAAUUCAGCAUACGGGGCUACAACCAGACCACUUUGCGAUUUAACAUCACAAGUUCCCGCAUCGAUGCUUCAAUCUGGCAAAAAGCUGAAGGCUUACUGCAUGGGGGUGCACCCCUUGCAACCACAUUUAGUCGCAAGUGGAACCAAUUUUGGGGUCAUACUCAGUGAGUUUGACCCAAGAGCUCUGCCAGCUGCUGUCUCUCUUAUCACUCCACCUGGCAGUAAAGAACAUUCUGUCGCAUUCGCUGUUGAGAAGGAGAUUCGAUUGUUAACCUUCCAGCUUGCAGCACCAACAAACCCUACUGUAUCAAACACUGGUGUUCUAAUUGAGCUUAAUGGUCGCCCACGGAAUGAAACGCCAGAGGCACCACCGAUGCAGGUCAAGCAGAGCCGUAAGCGUGUGACAAGUGCAAGUCACGAUUCAUAUUCUGUCCUAUCUACUAGUUAUUCUGGAAAAUACGUAUCAGUUGUGUGGCCAGAUGCUUCAUCCUACGCUGUCUAUAGAACCACUGAUUGGCAGCUGAUUGACUCUGGGUCUGCUCGUCAUUUUGCAUGGGACACGUGCAAAGAACGGUUUGCGCUGAUUGAAUCUUCUCCAGUUCCUAGGCCACCUCCACCUCCUAAAGGUGGAUCUUCAAGGAGAGCUAAAGAAGCAGCUGCAGCAGCUGCUCAGGCUCAAGCUGCUGCGGCGGCAGCUGCUGCUGCAGCUACUGUGCAGAUCCGCAUCAUCUUCGACGACGGGAGUGUGAAUCUUCUGACUAAAUCCAUCGAAAAGCGAUCUGAACCAGUCACUGGAUUACAAGGAGGUGCCUUGCUGGGCGUUUCAUAUAAAAUGCCGAGGCGGACGAGUACUGCGAACUUGGGACUUUCAGCUGCAGCUACAGGACCAAGUGGCACCUUUGAGGAUACUGGCACUACCGCUACGAAAAUCACUGAAGCGCCAUCUAACUAUCAAUUGUACAGCUGGGAGACUUUCAAGCCUGUCAGUGGAAUGUUGCCGCAACCAGAGUGGAGUGUUUGGGAUCAGACAGUAGAGUACUGCGCACUUGCUUAUCAGAGAUACAUCGUCAUUGCGUCUUUGCGCCCGCAAUUUCAGUACCUAGGAAAUGUGGCAAUUGGAGCUGCAACAGGUGGUGUGUGGCACCGUCGCCAGCUCUUUUUAGCUACACCCACAACUAUUGAGUGUGUUUUUGUGGAUGCGGGAGUGAGUGCCCUUGAUCUUGAAAGAAAAAGGAAGAAGGCAGAGGAGAAGGCCAUGCGGGCUCAAGCAAGUGUCACUAAUAAUGAGUUGGCACUGCUAACUGUUGAGGGACCCAAAGCAGUCAGUAUUAUGGACAGGCUGGCUUUGCGGCCUCCCAUGUUACAGGUGGUGAGGCUAGCUUCUUUCCAAACUGCUCCCUCAGUACCCCCUUUUGUGUCGAUGGCGAAGAUACAAAAAGGUGAUGGAGAAGCGCCCAACCCUCUGAAGGAUUUGGAAGGAGGUAGAGUGAAUAAUGAACCUGUCGUGGCCGGAGGGGGUGUUAAUGUCGCAGUUUCCAGGCUGCCCCCGGAGCAGAAACGUCCAGUUGGGCCUCUUGUGGUGGUGGGUGUCAAGGAUGGUGUUCUUUGGCUAGUUGACAGGUAUAUAAUAGCUCACGCGAUAGCUUUGAGUCAUCCAGGAAUUCGAUGUCGAUGCUUAGCUGCAUAUGGAGAUGCCGUUAGCGCUGUGAAGUGGGCUGCUAGGCUAGGUAGAGAGCACCAUGAUGAUUUGGCAUAUUUCAUGGUUGGGAUGGGUUACGCUAAAGAAGCUCUUCAUCUGCCGGGGAUUUCUAAGAGAUUAGAGUUUGAUCUUGCCAUGCAAAGUGGGGACCUGAAACGAGCAUUGCAGACGCUCAUAAUUUUGAGCAGCAGCCGAAGUAUUGGGCAGGAUAUUGAUUUGAGCACAGAAGGAAUAGGUGUUCUCUCUCUUACGGCCACUCAAGAGGCCAAGGCUGAGGCAGUUUUUGGGGUGGUGAAAUUUGCUCGAGAAUUCCUAGAUUUGAUUGACGCUGCUGAUGCCACUGCACAAGCUGACAUUGCUGGACAAGCAUUGAAAAGAUUGGCAGCUGCUGGAGCAGUGGAAGGAGCACUUCAAUCAAAGGAGCUACGAGGACUUUCACUCCGUCUCGCAAUUCAUGGCGAAAUGACAAGAUUGGCUGUGCAAGUGAACACUAUGUUGUCUGCUGGACAGGGACGAGAAGGGGCACUAGCAGCCGCUCUCUUGAAUGAUCCCAACCUCAUGGAAAAGUCUUGGCUGGACACUGGCAUGUUCGCUGAGGCUGCUCUUCAUGCUCAUUCAAAUGGAAGGCCAUCGUUUAAGACAAUCAUGCAACAGUGGAACAAGGUCCUUCAGAAACAACAUGGAGCUGGUGAUGUAGCAAAACCCAAGCCACUAAAUCUCACUCCUGUUUCGGGAGCAGAUCUCCUCGCACCAGUGGAAGCACCCUUGCCUACUCCAGACAAAAACAGCACUGUGCCUGGCUUGGUUACUCCACAACAGCCAACCAAAGAGCCAAUUAUUGAGAUUGUUGCUCCUCCUAGUGUAUUAACAUCUGGACUUAAGGUAGCGGCACCGCCUUCUAAACCGAAUGCAGGUCUCCUUCCAGGUCCAGGAAUGCCUCCAGGAAUGGUACAAAAUGCCUUGCCAGCUCCAGGAAUGCCUCCAGGACUGGCACAGAACGCCUCGCCAGCUCCAGGUCAGCAACUUGCUAUUGAAGGUCCCCAACCACCAGCUCAACCUGGACAGCAACUUAUGAUUGAAGGACCCCCAGCCGCUGGGGCUCCAACACCUUACCAAGUGCUUGGAAACGAGCUGGUUCCAGUGACACCAGCUACGCCAGUCUCCUUUCCCGGUUCCCAAGUGUCCUUUGAAGGCCAGCUUUUAGGAGUUGCUCCUCAACCAUUACAAGAUCCCUUACCUCCUCUAGCCUUCCAAUCAGGACUUCCACCUUCAUCUGGAGGCCAACUUGUGCAACCCCCUAUGAAUGGCUUUGAAGCCCUGGGGAUGACUUCUUUUGUUGCCAAGUCGCAACCUGUUGCAGAUUUCUCAGAUCUAGACGGAUUCAAGGCCUUGAAACCCCCAACUUCUGGUAUUGGUUCCCAGCCGAUCGGAGACUUCUUCUCUUCUGGUGUUGGUUCUCAGCCGAUUGGCACUGGCAUGCGUUCAUCUUCUUCAGCUUCUGCUCUGAUGGAUCUCUCUCCAUCUCCUCCUACCUCUGCAGUACCACCUCGGGCUGGAACUCCACCACCAGCUAAUGGUAGCAAUGAGUUGAUAUCUCUAACUUGAUAAAUACUUUUGAUGCAACCAGUUUGGAUUUAAAUCUCUUGCGAUUCUUCUGCAGUUGAGUCACUUCUGUAGAUCUAGUAUAGAUAGUGAUUCCUUUGAUGAUUAUAUUGUAGGAGCUGUGGAAUAGAUUAAUGAUAAUGCAAAUUUACUCGCACAUGCUUUUUUUCUUGAAGAAAGUGAAAACAAAUAAAACCUGUCAUCAAGGCCGUGGUAUUUUCCCGUUUAAA